CCUAAGGGCCUUUUGAUAUUCAAUCAUAGCAGCAAACAUACCAUGGAAAAUAUUUCUUCACAAACAAGUAGCGAGGCAUUCGACAAGGAACAUAGUUACAAUAGCGACGACAAAGAAAGUGAAAGCGAGUAUGAGGAAGAGACAUCAUAUAUAAUACUUGAUCUAGGAACAGAAGCUACACUCGACAUUAAAUAUCACUUCUCGCAAAAUGUUCUCGUUCGACGACAACAAAUUGACGAUAACGAUGAUAAUCAAGAUGCUGAUAUUAGUGGGAGUGGAGGUGACGGAGAAAGUGAAAAAGUAAAGGACGACAUUACAUAUUCCUUAAUU
Racocetra persica is the source of this 330-nucleotide messenger RNA. NCBI's taxonomy places the organism in Eukaryota, Fungi, Glomeromycota, Glomeromycetes, Diversisporales, Gigasporaceae. The record is from the annotation of a GenBank genome assembly.